GUGAGAUAUAAACUCAGAUUUGCGAGAAAUAAAAGUCAGAAUUGUGAGAUAUAAACUCGAAAUUAACUUUUUAUUCUUUUAAUUCGUGACUUAAACAAAAACAAAACAAAAAACAAAGUUGUACGCGUCAAGAGGCACUCUUUUAGCUUCUCCUGAGUAUAGGCUAUACACUUGAGGUGUCAAUCAGGUAAAUAUAUAUCUCUGGCCACUGGAUGCUUGGCCAUUUCGUUUCGUCAUUUAACCACUGACAAGGUGCUAUGGCAAACGGAUCCGUAAGCUGUAUCCCACUCGGUAAUGUUAAUUUUUUUAAAUAACAGUGCUUAUCGCUGGGUGAAGCUGCUGUGAUAUGCCGACAACAUUUAAAAAAAAAUAACAAAUCAAAAUAUUCUAUAAUGUUUCUAAAUCUUACCUACUUUGAACCGCUUCGUCGUAACUCUCGUCGUACUGGUUAUCACUCCCGGGUUUUCUGCAACCAUGAUGCGCGCGCAUCCCGAAUGUUUACAAACAUUAAAUAGGCCUAUAGGCCCCGGGUAUAGGCCUAACGUUACUUCAUUUUCUGUCGUGAAACGUUAAUGCUGUAAACGACAUGAAUUUUGUUUGUGUAAGUUUCGUUUUUAUACUGAAAAUCAUAUCUGUCUCGUGUCGUCAUAUAUGCGUCAGACACAGUCGCGCUGCUGUCAAGUUUUCUUACAUGAGAACUACGUUCAUGCGAACAUUGUAAAAGUGUUUUAAAUCUUAAACUGUAAUUCCCAAAAGUUUUCCAAUUCCAGCCGUUAUUUUAGUGCGCACUGGCAUUCGAGGUGAAAUCGUUCUUUGCUAUCAUACAACAUGUUAUUAAAUGUAGAAAUACAGGGUGCGUCUCAAUCAGCUCCCUAGCUCCCGACCCGAGCUCGUGUACACGAAUUCGGGCACUGGUAAGGACAGUAACGGACGCUGGCUCACUACACAUUGGGACACUUGACUCUAUUUCCGGCGACGUGACAAUAAAUCAGAUUAAAUUAAAUACUAAAUAAAUGAGUGUUUCAGUCCUCCACAUGAAUGUUGCCAAGGUCAUUAACUCUAACAGUAAUUUAAAAUCCUUAAAAAGUUUAUAUUAAUUAUCCUACAAGUUGACAUCAGUGCUAUAUUAUUUUAUUUAGUUUAUUUAGUUUUCAGCUUAUUCAAAAUUGAGCAUAAUCAAAAUUGUUUUACCAUAUUGAAAGUCCAAAUUUAAGUUGUAGUGCUUUACUUAAUUUAUAUUUCGUUAUUGAAUAAUGUCUCAACUUAAUUUUUGAAACCUUUUUUUCAAUAGAAUUAGCAAAUACCCCUGCAGUGUCCAGUGAAGGAAGCUCCUCUGAGACUGCAAACUAUGAAUCUGAUGACAGUUAUUCUGAGUGGCGGAACCCCUUCAAGAAAGCAGCAGAGAGCCGAAGAUGAAGCUAGAAUUCUGGUCCAAACAAUUCUGCAGGCUAAACCUGGUGGGGAUGCAAUCAUCAGAGAGUACCAAAAAACCAGAAGCUUGACUGACAGCACCAGGAGGAAGAUGAUCAAGAUUCUUACUGCAGAUAACUGAAAAUCAUAGAGAUGUCAGCAAUCAGCUCCAAUCCAGAUGAUCCAGUGAUCUGGAUUCUUCUGAUGGGCAGAAACGCUUCUGGGAAAAGCUCAUCUGGAAACACUAUACUUGGGGAAAAAAAAGUUCAAAGCCCAAAAACAUAAGAAAAAAAAUGAUGAUGAAGUUUGUGAAGAAGUAGCUCAGAUCGGAGAGAAGCAGGUGUGUGUGAUUGACUGUCCAGAUCUUCUGGAUCCAGAUCUGUCUGAAGAGAAGCUGGAGAUGCUGAAAGAGCAGCUGGUCUCUGGAUGUUCAGCAGGUCUCAGUUCAGUUCUGCUCACCGUUCCUCUAGAGGAACCUGUGGGAAAUGAGGAAGAGAUCCUGUAUUUCAUCAAGUGUUUAUUAGGUCCUGAAGUUCAGCAGUACAUCAUGAUUCUGUUCACACAUGGAGAUGAGCUGGAACAAAUGAAGAGGAAUGGCAGCAAAGACCGUCCUCGUGUCAAUUUUUCAGGAGAUUUUCCAGCAGAUGAGACUGAUGUGAUUCCUGGGAAGAAAGACCAGAUCAGGCUGGAUCUGCUGGGAAAAACUGGAUCUGGGAAAAGUUCCACUGGAAACCCCAUCAUCGGCAGAAUCCUGUUCACAUUACUGAAACAGUGUCAUUCAGAAACUAAACAGAUCUCAGUGAUCGACACACCAGCACUCGCUUGCAUCAACUGUUCGUGAGUUAAAACCAAAGCUUGUUGUGAUGUAAAAAGUUACAACCUGCUGCACAUUAAUCAAUAUUUGAUCACUGCAGCAUUAAACUUAAGUACAAAGUAUACUUCGUUUUUUUAGCGUACGCACACAGUUACUUCCUUUGACUCCUACGCAUACACAGGUGUUCAACGCAUGCGCAGUUUUGAGCAAUUUCUCUAGAAAGUUACAAUCCAUGUAAAUAUAUUUGUGUUCUUUCAUGCUAAAGUUGUACAAAUGAGGGUACUUUCUAACCUCUUCACACGAUCUCUCAUCUAUGUAGGCCUCCGUUGUCGCUGUAGCUUGCAUGUGUUCCAGUCUGUUCUGUUUAUGCAGUUUUUCUUUGAUUAUCUUGUAAAUUGAAGCCCCCAGGGCACGGCUGCCACUUUGUGGAUAAACUAAUUAAUGCAAUAAAAAAAAUUUAAAAAUGUAAAUGCGCAUGUGCAACCUACAAAAAUCAACCUACAAAAAUCCGGCUGUGCACAUACAGUACGCUCAUACUUUUCCUGAGGACGUAAUUCGUGUCGCGCGCACACGAGGGUCAGCAUACAGUGCGCGUGACGCAAAUUUCGUGACUAAAAAGUGAAGUAUACUUUGAAUUGAAAGCCUACAUAUAAGCUAAAUAUUUAUGGAAAGCUCAAAUCAAGAAUAAAAUAGCAGAUUGAUUGAAUCACAUCAGUACACUGCUGGUGUUGGUGGCAGAAGUAAGCAAGUACACGUGCAAAUUAAGUCCAUGCACGCAGAUGUUAAAAUGAAACUGUCUCUUUAUUUUGUUCAUCAAUAAACACUGCUUCCAGUCA
Molecule: messenger RNA, 3060 nt
Organism: Megalobrama amblycephala (Wuchang bream)
Lineage: Eukaryota; Metazoa; Chordata; Actinopteri; Cypriniformes; Xenocyprididae
Product: GTPase IMAP family member 6-like
Exons: 4
Coding region: 1811-2251 (146 amino acids)
Molecular function (GO): GTP binding
Source: RefSeq, a predicted model, not a curated record